UAUCAGAAAAAUUUUAAGAAGAUGGACAACGAUACAAACUAUCAGUUACAAUAUGUGAACAGAUUUUCAGACAUUGCUCUCAGCAGCACCAUUCUCAUCAUUAUCGGUGCCGUGAUUGGAGUCAUAGGAAACACAGCCAUCAUAUUUUUCUACUUCUUCUGGAUUAAUGAGAGAGGCGAGCGAUACUUCAUUCCUCUGCUUGGUGUGGUAGAUCUACUAGGAUGCCUUACCAGUCCACCUUAUUACAUAAUGGAAAAUGAGUACAUGUAUAACUACCCCAGUACAGCUGCUUGUCGAGCUCUAUCAUCUCUACAGAUUUGUGUUCCUGGAAUAUCAGCACAUACACUCCUCCUCAUAUCAAUUCAAAGGUAUCUUCUAGUCUGCAAACCGUUUGGACCAAAAAUGACGCAUUUCUGGAAAAGGGUUUUAUUCAUAGUCGUGUGUUUGGUCUCAUUUGUUUAUGCAAUACCACUACUUUUCACUGCUGGAGUCGUUAGGAGCAAUAUUUCUUACAUGAGUCACAAUGUUACAACAGAAGUGUGUAAAUUUUCCAGCGAACAGUCACUCUUAAUGACCAUUUAUACUACUCUCUUGUUCCUGGUAAUGGUGGCAAAUAUUGUAGUUACUGCUGGACUCUAUGUUCCUGUUUUAAAGCAGGUUAGAAUUUCAUUCCGGUCCAGAACGGUCAAAUACGAGAUUCACAGAGAUAGCCAUGCAGCUUCAACGACCGAAACCUCGCAAGCCACCCGGACAUCUGAUAUAGAAACUGAUGAUAUUGAUAAGCCAAGUAAUUCUAUUGAUCUACAGGCAGCGGAAGUAAAAGUUGAAAUACCAAACUCACCAAAGAAAGUUAGAUUCGAAAAUUCUAACGAAUAUACAGAAGCUGCAGAAGACCAUGAUAAUGAUGAACGAUCAGCUUAA
Magallana angulata is the source of this 921-nucleotide messenger RNA. Its product is annotated as G-protein coupled receptor 87-like. Bases 22 to 921 code for a protein of 299 amino acids. Gene Ontology annotation, biological process: neuropeptide signaling pathway. The transcript has 2 exons. Gene Ontology annotation, molecular function: G protein-coupled peptide receptor activity. NCBI's taxonomy places the organism in Eukaryota, Metazoa, Mollusca, Bivalvia, Ostreida, Ostreidae. Gene Ontology annotation, cellular component: membrane. The record is from RefSeq and is a predicted model, not a curated record.